Messenger RNA from Centropristis striata (black sea bass), 3195 nucleotides. RefSeq names its product phosphatidylinositol-4-phosphate 5-kinase, type I, beta b (gene pip5k1bb). Gene Ontology annotation, molecular function: phosphatidylinositol kinase activity. Bases 314 to 1918 code for a protein of 534 amino acids. Lineage: Eukaryota; Metazoa; Chordata; Actinopteri; Perciformes; Serranidae. The record is from RefSeq and is a predicted model, not a curated record. The transcript has 15 exons. Gene Ontology annotation, biological process: phosphatidylinositol metabolic process.
UCUCAGUGGAGGAGUGACUUCUCAGUUGUGCACUCUCAGCUUGUGGUGGAAACACAUCACACAACUAGCGUAUAUAUUUUCUCAGUCGCAUUUAUUUAUCUGCUGGGGCUCGACUGCUUGAGGACAGGGCUUUUUUGUGAGGACUGCAGCAGCCGCUCGGAGGAAAAUAAUAUUUCUACACCACUACGCAGAAGAAGACGAUUGGCUGAGGGUCCCCUGACAGAUUGGAACCUCCUGAUGUUUGCUCAAGCUGACAAUCAAGAGAUGUCGCCCUGAGUGCUGUUUUGUCGGGCACAGCUUUUCUUAAGGCAAGAUGUCAACCACAACAGAAAAUGGGAUGGGAGGGCCUCGGAGCACAGGCAGAGAGAAAACAUACAAAAAGACCACAUCAUCAGCCUUGAAGGGGGCCAUUCAGCUCGGUAUUGGCUAUACAGUGGGCAACCUCACGUCCAAGCCUGACAGAGACGUGCUUAUGCAAGACUUCUAUGUGGUGGAGAGCGUCUUUCUGCCCAGUGAGGGAAGCAACUUGACCCCAGCACAUCACUAUCCAGACUUUCGAUUCAAGACCUACGCCCCGCUUGCCUUCCGCUACUUCAGGGAUCUGUUCGGCAUCAAACCAGAUGACUACCUGUAUUCCCUCGUAAAUGAGCCUCUGAUCGAGCUGACCAACCCGGGGGCCAGCGGCUCUCUCUUCUACCUAACCAGCGAUGACGAGUUCAUCAUUAAAACCGUCCAGCACAAAGAGGCCAAGUUUCUCCAGAGAUUACUACCUGGAUACUAUAUGAACCUGAACCAGAAUCCACGCACGCUGCUGCCCAAGUUCUACGGACUGUACUGCAUCCAGUCCGGAGGAAUCAACAUCCGACUGGUGGUGAUGAACAAUGUGCUGCCUCGCUCCGUCAAAAUGCACUACAAAUACGACCUGAAGGGAUCCACGUACAAGAGACGAGCGUCCAGGAAAGAGAGAGAGAAGUCCUGCCCGACAUACAAGGACCUGGACUUCCAGGACAUGCAUGAAGAAGGACUUCACUUUGACGCAGAGACGUACAACAACCUAAUGAAGACCCUGCAGAGAGACUGUCGGGUGCUGGAGAGUUUUAAGAUCAUGGACUACAGCCUGCUGCUGGGUGUGCACGUCCUGGACCAGAGCCAGAGAGAGGGGGGUGAGCCGGGCCAGGCAGGGGGCGACGCGAGGAGACCUGUGGGUCAGAGGGUGCUUUACUCCACCGCGUUGGAGUCCAUCCAGGGCGACGGCAAGGCUGCAGAAGCCCUCACCACAGACGACACGAUGGGUGGUAUCCCUGCCAAAACACACAAAGAAGAAAAGCUGCUCAUCUUCCUGGGUAUCAUUGAUAUUCUGCAGUCAUACAGGUUCAUUAAAAAGUUGGAACACUCGUGGAAGGCCCUGGUGUACGAUGGCGACUCUGUCUCGGUGCACCGUCCCGGGUUCUAUGCCAGCCGCUUCCUCAAGUUCAUGAGCACACGGGUCUUCAGGAAGACUCAGCCACUUCGAUUCUCGCCUUCAAAGCGGACUCGCACGUCCAUCCCGGCUCUGAAGUCGUCCUCACAGGAGAUCCUUUCAUCGCAGGCAGAUGAGAGGAACGAGGAGGACAGGAGGGACAGGCUGGGAGGAGCUUGCAGCCUGGCCAGCCUGGACGGACAAGCUGUGUUCGGCUCGUACCUGCGCCCCGAUCUGGUCCCUGCCAACCCGUCCUUCUACGAGGGCUCCUCCAUGGGAACCAUCUCCACCUCUUCCAUCUUUGUCAAUGUGGACAACCAAACAGAGGAGAGGGCUGACGUUGCAUCCAGCUCCACAUUUACCCUGGAGGACAGCGCUAUCUGCCUCACCUCAGAGCAGAGCACCAUGGACGUGGACAUAGACCGCGAUGACGGAUCUGUUCUCGAUGUCUACUUGUGAAAAGAGCAGCUUUACAACCUUCAUUUCCUCCUGCCAAUCAUAAGACAAUCGCCGCACUCCAUUGGACCGGCCAGGCUGGCCUUUGACUCCACUUCCAGUGCUGCUAGAUCCAUGUUGCCACUCGUAUUGCCAACACAUAAAAAGACUGAGAUUCUCCACCGGUUGAUGGACUAAAAGAAGACACAAACAGAGACACAGCGAUGGACACCUGCAGGAAACGUGUGACAUAUCAUGUAAUGUGAUGAGGCUGAACUGAGUGUCGCUUUUUUAGAGCAUGCGUCAACGCAGUGCCAUUAAGUUUUUUUAUAUGUAUACUGUUUUCAUGGCCCAUACAAAGAUCUAAAUAUUUACUAUAUACACAUAUGGAGAGGGUAGAUACAUUUCUUUUUUUUCUGAUGAAGAAAUUAAAGAGCCUUUCAAGGUUUGCAGCUGCAUAAGUUGCUGAUCAGAAGAGAAAUGUUUACAGUGAAUUUAUGGCAGCAUCUUCGUUGCAGAUGAACUGGGAUGUGGUGGACACAAGCCAGCUUGUAGCCACAGCCGACACGGAUUAGAAAAGACACAUGAACAGACAUGAUGGAUUCUGAAGCUCCAGAGGCUAAACACAGACUGUGACGUGGUUAAAGAGGCCACUUUAUCCUCACGGGGCUGUUAUUACCUGAAGUCCUGACAAGGGCUGCUGUACAGUGAAGCGAGACAGUUACUGGAUCUUGGAUGAAGCACAGAGCGGAGGGACGAUGCGCUCGCUCUUGAUCAAAAGGCACUUUUGACAUUGGUUAUGAUUACUGUAAGAAACAUUUUUCUCUGAAGAUGUUGCUUAGGUGGGUGGGCUGCCUGACAUAAGCACAGAUUUGGAUAUGUGAAUAUGCACUUUUUAUUUUUUUCCUUUUUCUUUUUACUCUACAAAUGCACACCUCUGUAAGUCCUCGAUACUCCGUGUACAGAGACAGUGAAGGAACAUUGUAGAUCAUUUCUGAUGUGGAGCUAAUAGUUUUGUGACUGAAGAUGCUUUUACUCAGGAUAUCCUUUGAUACUGAAUAAGUGUGUCCUCUUCGAGAAGUUAUGAGACAUGCAUCCUUCACUUAGAAGCUGUCCGAUACCUCUUCAUCAAGACCAUAUCCAACUAUAAAUGUUGAAUUUCACCAUCACGCGUUGGUUGAGACCAUAAUUUAUUAUGUAAAUCUCAAUAUUUUACCAUUUGCUGAAAAAUACUUUAAUCGCUGAAUGUAAAGACAAUGCAUAUUUAUAUUUAGAGAGACUAUAAAUAAACUGCUAAAAUU